AUGGCACCUAUGGCCAUACCACCACCACCUGUGGCCACUAUUCCACCCGUGAUUACGACACCAGCUGCAACUGCAGUUGUGGCCGCAGUUCCUGAAAUUCCUUUGCAAUACGUUCGAGAAAAGCCUCCAGUCACUACAGUCUUCGUUGGCAAUAUUGCUGAGUGUGCUCCAGAUCAACUCAUCAAGACGUUACUAAUGCGAUGUGGGAAUAUUCUUAGCUGGAAACGAGUUCAGGGGGCGUCUGGUAAACUCCAAGCUUUUGGUUUUUGUGAGUAUGAGGACCCUGAGUCUACAAUGAGGUGCGUACGUCUCCUAAAUGGAUUUAAAGUAGGACCUAAACCUCUACUGGUAAAAGUCGACCCUAAAACUGAGGAUUUGCUGAAUGAAUAUAGAAAAAAGAAGGAAAAGGUUGGUGAAGAGGGAACCUUAGGAGCAACUUCUGAGGAAGUCGAUCAGUCAACUCAGCGCGAUGACGAAACCGUAAAAGCGGCACUCGAAAAUAUUAUAGCAGAAAGUGCUUCCUUAUUGGAAGAUGAAAACGGUGGUAAAAAACAAGAUCUUCACCUGGAGGGACCACGCCACCUUACUAUUGAAGAUAUGGACCUUGACAGUGACCGUAAAGACCUGAUCAAUCGUGAGAUCGAGAGCUUUCGGAAGCGAAACGAGAAGGAAGAUCAAAAUGAUACCAAGCAACCACGCUCAAAAGUUUCAAAUUCUGGGCGUCCGGGGCUAACAACCAUGCAAAUAUAUUCGGCGUAUGCUGAACGCGUUGAGCGGGAAUAUCGUCGAGAGAGGACCCGCAGAAGUAGAAGCCGCUCAAGUUCGUUGGCUUCCAGCCGGUCGCGUGGACCAAUAACUAGUUCUUUUGUGAUAUCCAGUAAAGAUAUUGAUGAGGAAGAAGAGGCAAUCAAAAAAAAGUUAGAGAAAAAGCUUCGUGAGAAGGAAGAGUCAUAUCAGAAGAGAUUAAAACAAUGGGAGGUGCGUGAGAGAAAGAGAGCGAAUGAAUACGAGCACGAGAGAGAGCACGAAAAGAAGCGACAACGUGAAUUACAGAUAGAGGCACAGAGAUUAAAGGAGUUUUUUGAAGAUUAUGAUGACAAUAUUGAAGAUCCCAAGUAUUACAGAGGAAGUGCACUUCACCAGCGUUUAAAAGACCGUGAAGUUGAAGAAGCCGCCGAUGACCGUGAUCGACAAAAGGAGGUUGAGCAGCUUGAAACAGCUAGACGCAAGCUAAUUGAAGAGGGUGAUCCAAAUGCGGAGUCAAUUAUUUUUCAAAUGGAGCAAAAAAUGCAGGAGCAUCUCAGGAAGUGUUUACACCUCGAUGGGGAUAUGUCUAUUGACUCUAUUGAAGACAACAAUCAAUGUGUUGAGCCGGUUAGUCAGAAUAUGUCGAACGCUGAAAAUGAGUCUAAAGACACCGAGUGUAUGGUUAAAUCACUUGAAACCAACAAUUUAUCACCAGCGCGCAACGGUGUCACCUCAGAGUUCGAGCCCGCUGCCCCCGAGGAGACAGGCGUCAGUAUGCUAAAGGAUGGUACCAACACCUUUUUAUUUUCAAUGAGCACAGUAGUUGAACCGGUAGUCCGUAAAUCUGCGUUAGCUUUCACUGAUGAGGAUCAAGAUGAAAAGCCAAAGAAGCAUGGCCUUUCGUGGUUGCCACCGUCAGCUUUAAAAGCUAACUCCAUGACUAAUAAUUCUAAUGGUACUGAUGCGGCUCAGAAUGAUCCCAGCAAUCUACCUCCGGUCUCCGCGCUAUCAACAGAAGAAAAGAAAGCCAUUAUCAAGAAGAUUAUUGAGGGAAUUCCUACUCAUAAGAGAGAGUUAUUUGCCUAUCCUAUCGAUUGGGACAUGGUUGAUGCGGAAUUCGUAAACUCCCGAAUAAAGCCUUGGGUAGAUAAGAAGAUUGUUAGUUAUAUUGGUGAAGCUGAAGCUACCUUAUCCAACUUUAUCUGUGAUCAAUUGCUACACCACAACCCACCAGAACGUAUCCUCGCUGAUAUAGCUAUGGUUUUAGAUGAAGAAGCAGAGGUGUUUGUUGUCAAGAUGUGGCGUUUACUAAUUUAUGUGAUUGCAGAAAAGAAGGCUGGACUAAGCUCCUAAAAAUGACUUCAGAUGAUUUACUUUUGUACAAAAUUUUUUUUCUAUUAUCUUGAUUUGUAUAAAUAAACUGUAUACAUGACCAGAGGACUUUACUUCUCCCUUCAAAACUAUGUGUUUGUAAUACUCUUUUAUAUUACAACACGAGACUGACUGACUAACUAACUAGUUUAAUUAGGUACAGAAAUCUGCAUCACUUUUAACCCUUUCCUAUGUUGAACAACUGAGUGUAUGUUGUUAUUAUUAUUUACUGAGUGAAAAGAUAUUUUAAUAUCUAAUUUUCGUGUAAGUAGUAGU
This is a messenger RNA of Trichobilharzia szidati, 2394 nucleotides long. The record is from the annotation of a GenBank genome assembly. NCBI's taxonomy places the organism in Eukaryota, Metazoa, Platyhelminthes, Trematoda, Strigeidida, Schistosomatidae.